Messenger RNA from Saccharomycopsis crataegensis, 2601 nucleotides. RefSeq lists its product as uncharacterized. Gene Ontology annotation, molecular function: oligopeptide transmembrane transporter activity. The transcript has a single exon. Gene Ontology annotation, biological process: transmembrane transport. Bases 1 to 2601 code for a protein of 866 amino acids. Lineage: Eukaryota; Fungi; Ascomycota; Saccharomycetes; Ascoideales; Saccharomycopsidaceae. Gene Ontology annotation, cellular component: plasma membrane. The record is from RefSeq and is a predicted model, not a curated record.
AUGUCAGGAGCAAGCAUUGAUGAAAAGAAAUUCAAUGAGAAGGGUGAUAAUUUGGUCACCCUAAAUUCGGGUUCAACCACCCACUCACUUGGCGAAGAUGAUUACGUAUUUGGUCAACUUGAUGAAGGUUACAGACAAAAAUUAUAUGAGAAGUUGGGCCACGGAAAUUUGGACAGUGGUGAAAGAAUCCCAGAUAUUGAGUAUCUUUUUGAAAAAACAGAUGAAAUGCCAAUUUCUCGUGCAUUAGAAAUUUUGAAGGAAUCUCUUGUCUACCAUGAAGGUGAUCCAAAUUUCCCAAUUGAAGACUUUCAGCUUAUUGGAGAAUUGGCUCAAGGUUUGGAGAACAACACCAACAUGUCUCCUGAAGAUUGGGCAUUUCAAACUAAAAUGCUUGCUACUUUGAACGAAUUUCACUCCCCAUACCCUGAAGUUAGAGCAAUUUCUUCACCACUUGAUGAUCCUACUUUGCCUGUUGAAACCAUAAGAGCCUAUUUCUUGGGGUUCUUCUGGACAAUCAUUGGUACAGCCAUUAAUGAAUUCUUUACUCAUAGACAACCAGCCAUCACCAUUACUUCCUCAGUCUGUCAAAUGUUAUUGUACCCAUGCGGUAAAUUUUUGGAAAAAGUUUUACCAGAUUGGGGAUUCACCUUAUUUGGCACCAGGCACUCUUUGAACCCUUGCCCAUGGAGUUAUAAAGAGCAGAUGUUUGCUACUAUUAUUUUUAACGUGGCUAUCGGCGGUGUCUAUGUUUCUUCAAAUAUUUAUGUUCAAAAAUUGGAUAUAUUUUAUGGCAGUAAAUGGGUUAACAUCGGGUACGAAAUUUUGCUUACUAUCAGUACCCAGACUUUAGGGAUUGGUUUUGCUGGAAUUUUGAGGAAGGUAGCCAUUUAUCCAGUCAAAUCUGUUUGGCCAACUUUGUUACCGACAUUGGCUCUUAAUCAGGCUUUAUUGAAACCUGAACACAAAGAAACAAUCCAUGGAUGGUCAAUGUCCCGUUAUAAGUUCUUCUUCAUCUUUUGUGCCGGUUCAUUCUCUUGGUUCUGGCUUCCAGAUUAUCUCUUCACCGCUUUGUCAACUUUCAACUGGACCACCUGGAUUGCUCCACAAAACUUCAACUUGGCUGCCAUCACCGGUUCUGUUACAGGUCUUGGCUUGAAUCCUUGGAGUACAUUCGAUUGGAAUGUCCUCAGUUUCAAUGCUCCAUUGGCAACACCAUUCUACACUCAGGUGAACUUUAUUAGUGGUUCUAUCAUUUGUUUUUUCUGCAUUGUUGGUGUGUAUUAUUCCAAUUACAAAUGGACCGGUUACUUGCCAAUCAACUCCAAUAGCGUUUUUUCAAAUACUGGUACACCAUAUAAUGUUCAAAAAGUCAUCACUAAUGGUAAACUUGAUGUCGAAAAGUAUAAAAAGUAUGGUCCACCAUAUUAUUCUGCUGCCAAUUUAGUUCUUUAUGGUGCUUAUUUCGCUAUGUAUCCAUUCACCAUCAUCUAUACCUGUUACACUGAUUGGAUGGCCAUCAGUGCAUCUUUGAAAUCUUUAGGUGGUAUGUUCACUUCUUUCGGCAAAUCCAAUUUCGAAAAUUUCAAGGACCCACACUCUCGUAUGAUGGCAAAAUACAAGGAAACUCCAGAUUGGUGGUUCAUGGUGAUCAUUGCUGUAUCUUUGGUAUUUGCCAUCUUGUGUGUGAAACUAUACCCAGCAAACACUCCAGUGUGGGGGAUUUUCUUUACCAUCGGUAUCAAUGUGUUUUUCUUGAUUCCAAUUACCAUCAUCUAUUCAGUUACUGGGUUCACUUUUGGUCUUAAUGUGCUUGUUGAAUUGAUCAUUGGUUACGCUAUUCCAGGUAAUGGUGAUGCUCUUAUGACUUUGAAGGCUUUUGGUUACAACAUUGGUGGUCAAGCAGAAAACUUCAUUACCGAUCAGAAAAUUGCUCACUAUUCUAAAAUUCCACCAAGAGCCAUCUUUAGAGGUCAAAUGAUUGCUAUUGGUUUACAAAUUCUCACUUCCUUGCUCGUCAUCAGCUGGGAAACCGCGAAUAUUGCUGGUAUUUGUACUCCUGAUCAACCGGAUAAAUUCACUUGUCCUCUGGAACGUACUUAUUAUUCCAGUUCAGUUUUAUGGGGGGUUAUUGGUCCUCAAAGAGUUUUUGGACCAUUGUAUCCAAUCUUGAAAUGGUGUUUCCUUAUUGGCGCUGUCCUUGCGGUGGCGUGUAUCCUUCUCAAAAAAUACUUCAAGAAACAAACACAAUACUUCUUCCCAACCACAGUUAUCGGUGGCUUCUUGAUUUACGCUCCUUAUAACCUUAGUUACUAUCUUCCAGGGGUUGUUCUUGGUUUCAUCUUCAACUACUGGAUCAAGACCAGAAAGAGUGCCUGGUGGGAGAAGUAUAACUAUAUUUUGUCUUCUGCACUCGAUACUGGGGUGGCGUUUUCUGCAAUCAUUAUCUUCUUUGCGGUUCAAUUGAAGGAGGUUGAUGUUAAUUGGUGGGGGAACAUCGUCUCUAGCGCUGGAAUUGAUGGUGGUAACGGUCAACAAUCCUUGUUAAGCCCAACUUCUGCUCCAGAUGGCUAUUUCGGUUUGCGUUAUGGUACCUUUGAAUGA